GGUUUUUCUAUACACUACCUCAUUGAAAAGUAUCGCACUUGCACUCGGGAGAAACGGUCUAGUGUACAAAAUAAUCAAGAAUGGCCGCGUUGUGUAGACAAAUUCUCCGCGGAAAUGCAUUUAGGGGUGUUAUUAUGUCCUCCGCCCGCAGGGGAUACGCCGACAAAAUGAUGCCGGACCCCAUCGAGCACGCGACAGGCUUGGAGCGAAAGGAGCUGCUGGCUCUGCAGUCUGGAGAUGAUGAUCCCUUCAACAUGAAGGUGCUGAAGAAGGCUGCCGGCACCCGCGACAACCCCACACUCGUCCCCUCGUGCUUCGACGCUCGUAUUGUUGGAUGCAUAUGCGAGGAACACGCUACCGCCGUCACCUGGCUUUGGGUACACAAGGGCCACCCCCGCCGCUGCGAAUGCGGCCACUGGUACAAACUGAUCGAAAAAACACCCCUUUAAACAAUUUUUAGUUAUACGUAGUGAUUAUAAUAACUGCAAUAAAUCGCAUCUCAAACAUCGCGCACAGCCUUCCGUUGUCUAUGGUUCCUGGUGUUGCUAUACGCCAAAAUGAUUGAAAAGAUGCGCUAGUUUCCAAUUACGAUCGAGAAAUCAACAUUAAAGUAAUUGUAAGCAUA
Pectinophora gossypiella (pink bollworm) is the source of this 625-nucleotide messenger RNA. Its product is annotated as cytochrome c oxidase subunit 5B, mitochondrial-like. The transcript is spliced from 4 exons. Gene Ontology annotation, cellular component: mitochondrial envelope. The coding region runs from base 81 to 449 and encodes 122 amino acids. The record is from RefSeq and is a predicted model, not a curated record. Gene Ontology annotation, biological process: mitochondrial electron transport, cytochrome c to oxygen. Lineage: Eukaryota; Metazoa; Arthropoda; Insecta; Lepidoptera; Gelechiidae.